GGGGGCUGAAAGGGGCGGGGUUUUCGUUGGAGGCAAAAAAGGGGGCUAAUCGUUGUCUGCAGUUAAAAUCAAGAUCGCAACAUAAAACUUGAGUGCAUGUAAGUGUGAAAAGGACAGAAACACCGAAGACAGCAAAUAUGGAUGCAGGUGAAGACCAAAACGCAGGCACUACCAAUGGAAAUCCUCAGACAAGUGGGAACUCUCGUGCACCCCAGAUAGCCCACAUGUCUCUAUAUGAAAGACAGGCUGUACAGGCUCUACAAGCACUUCAAAGACAGCCAAAUGCAGCGCAGUACUUCCAGCAGCUCAUGCUGCAGCAGCAGAUCAACAAUGCUCAACUCCACAACUUGGCUGCUGUGCAACAGGCCACGCUUGCAGCUAGUCGUCAAUCCAAUACCCCAAGUAACAGCAUGUCCCAGGCAACCACCACUGUCAACCUAAGCACCACAUCAGCGGGAGGUACCAUGACCAAUCCCCGUCCCCAUGGCCCGGCCACCUCUGCAACAACAACAGCACUUAACCAGUCAGUGUUGCUGGGUGGAAACUCUGCAGGACAGGGACAGAUGUAUCUUAGGGUCAACCGCUCUCUCAGGGCUCCCCUUGCCUCUCAGCUCAUCUUCAUGCCUGGUGGUACAGCAACAGCUACUGUGGCAACAGUUGCCCAGACACAGCCUCAGCAGCAGCAGCAGCAGCAGCAACAACAACAACAACAACAGCAGCAGCAUGAAGUCGCUCCUACCACUGCCAGUGCACAGUCAGACAGUGAUCAGGUGCAGAAUCUGGCCCUGCACUGCGUUUCCAGUCCCAGAGCAGUAGCUGUCAAGUCUGAGCUUCCAGAGAGGAAAGAUGUCGCCGGCUUUCCCCUCGGACAGCAGCAGCAGCAGCAGCAGACUUUCGCCCAGACAGCUCAGCAGCAGCAAGUGCAACCGCAACAGCAGCAGCAAAUGGCCAAAGCCAACUUCACUCAGCAAUCCACCACCAACACUAUGACUGUAAAGACUGUUACUCCUGCUGCUUCUGUAGCUCCUUCCUCCACCUCCUCUGCAGCGCUCCCUCUCUCCCAGCUCCUCCUGUCCUCCUCUGCUGCCCCUGUGAUCCUGGUACCCACCUCAAAUGUUCCUACCACCACCCAGGGCUACCCCAUUGGCUCAGUGACCCCAAAAGCCAACAUAAAUACGCAGACUCUGGUGGUGCAGCCCCUACAACAGGCCAGCACUACUGCAGAGAAAGGACCUGUGCCAAUACAGCCCAAGACAGCUCAGGGACACCGUGUACCUGUGCAGCUGCCUCCUCGACAUCCACCUCCCAUUCUCCCAGCACCACCCAGCAACAACCAGCACAAUACUCCCCACAUCCCUGUGCAGCUUGUGGGAGCCAGGCAGGGCUUAGCAGGAAACACACAGGCUGUGGCUCUGGCACAGGCACGAGGCGGCACGGCCCAGGAUAGUACAGCUGGUGGGAAUGUUAAUGCCGUCUCCAACAACAGUGCUAUGAUAAAACCUGCCAUUGGCUCUCUGAAAAGAAAAUCUGACUGUGAUGCACCAAAUGAGAUGGCGACAGAAUCUUCAGACUCUGCACCCACAAAAGAUUCUGCUCCUCCCUUAUCCCCUGCACCUACAAAGGACUCCGCUCCUCCUGUAGCAGCCGCCUUCUCAUCUCCUCCCACCCUGUCCUUGCCUCUGCCCUUGUCAAGAGGCGGGCAUGGGGACAAAGACAGAGCACCUGUUCCUCAGGCAGUGGUCAAACCUCAAGUCCUCACCCACCUAAUAGAGGGCUUUGUCAUACAGGAGGGAGCUGAGCCCUUCCCUGUUGCUGGACUCCUCAAAGACAGAGAUUUCGCCCUGGUUGGCCGCUCAGAGAACGGAGCUCCAUUGUUAAAGUGUGAGUACUGUGGAAGCCUCGCCCCAGCCACCCAGUUCAGAGGAUCAAAGAGGUUCUGCUCAAACACAUGCGCUAAGAGAUAUAACGUGAGCUGCAGCCAACACUUUAAGACAAGCAGAAGGGGGAGUGGUUCAGGGCUGUCACCACCUCCUGCUCCCACUGAGAGCGGCGCCAGGCGAAGGGGCCCCUCUCGCAGGAGCAGUUCUAAUAUCACCUGUAAUAAAAUAUCAAGCAGGCACCUACCUGUUAAGUGUCACUCUGAGUCCAGUCGCUCAGAGGAUGUAUCCAGCGAUGGGGAAGAAGACGAGGACGAUUCUCCUUCGCUGUCCCCCAGCUCUUCACACUCCUGCUCAAGAGCCGAUGAGCGCAGCGCUCCUCCCUCUGACAGUUCGGCUCCUGGCAGCCUCCCACUAGAUGGGGCUAACUUUCUCUCAUCGACUCCUGCUCAGUGGAGUGUGGAAGAAGUCUGCAGGUUUAUCUCAUCACUUCAAGGCUGUGAAGAGUUGGCCGCCCAGUUUCUGUCACAGGAAAUAGACGGGCAGGCUCUGCUGCUCCUGCGAGAGGACCAUCUCAUCUCCACCAUGAAUAUCAAGCUGGGUCCCGCUCUCAAGAUCUGUGCCUCCAUCAACACCCUGCGCGAGUGAUGCGGUGAGUUCUUCAGAGGGUCACCAGGAGCGUGUUCUCUUUGGAAUCAAUACCUAUGCCUUUUUAGUAAGAAGUUUUAAAAAGACUGAGAUCUACGGGGACAGUGAGAGUGGUUUUUAUAAACAGUGGUUCACCAUUGGUCAUGUGGAGACAUGGGGAUGGACAGUUUACUUUCUGGACAUUGAAUGUGCAAGCACAUGUAUGUAUACUGUUAAUAUGCGAGUGUUGAGCAUGGACAGUCUGAACUCUCCAUGUCAGUAGUGUUUGUAGAAGCCUUUUGUAUGUUUACUCUUAAGAAACUGUGCAGAUCUGCCAGCCUGCAGCAAUCUGUGCUAGAUCUAACUAGGACAGUUCACCUGUUGGGUUGAAAAGGAAAAAAAAGAAAUGUUGCCUUCUUGCUGUAUUUCAAAUGGUGCUUUAACUUUAGUGAUAUGAUUUGGAGUGAUGGCUUCAUCAGUCCACUACAUUUAUAUAUUACAGUCUUUUUAGUAGUUGUUUAUUUACCAUAGACGUUCAAUCCAGGCUCCAAUCACACCGAGCAAAGGACACUCAGAAAGCCUGGCGUUUUUAAUUAGUUCAUUUUACCAGUUAGUAAAAGUUUAGUUUUGUAUCUUUUCCAUUUUGUACUACAAUCAAAGUUAUUUUUUCAUGGAUAUGAUAUAGUUUUAGUAGCUUUAAUCAACCUAACUACCUGAAAAUAGGUAUUCCUCAUGGUUUGCUCUCUCAAGGGCUCAGUGGAAGUGCUCUGUGUACAUGUAUGCAGUACUACCAAUAAACAAUACCUGUUACUGGA
Molecule: messenger RNA, 3319 nt
Organism: Epinephelus lanceolatus (giant grouper)
Lineage: Eukaryota; Metazoa; Chordata; Actinopteri; Perciformes; Serranidae
Gene: phc1
Product: polyhomeotic homolog 1
Biological process (GO): negative regulation of DNA-templated transcription
Cellular component (GO): nucleus; PRC1 complex
Molecular function (GO): histone binding; zinc ion binding; chromatin binding
Source: RefSeq, a predicted model, not a curated record